Pomacea canaliculata is the source of this 2920-nucleotide messenger RNA. RefSeq names its product neurotensin receptor type 1-like. Gene Ontology annotation, cellular component: plasma membrane. Gene Ontology annotation, molecular function: G protein-coupled receptor activity. The record is from RefSeq and is a predicted model, not a curated record. The transcript has 4 exons. Gene Ontology annotation, biological process: G protein-coupled receptor signaling pathway. Bases 1164 to 2294 code for a protein of 376 amino acids. NCBI's taxonomy places the organism in Eukaryota, Metazoa, Mollusca, Gastropoda, Architaenioglossa, Ampullariidae.
AAGGUAAGAAAGAAAGUGAAGGGGAUGCAGGGCGACCGCCAGUGAGAACCCGCAAUUCGCAAUAUCCUCCAUCUCAGCAGCAGGCCACGUGACAGACCACGCGCGGCCACCAGCGCCAACAUGGAUGUCAAAGCUGCAAGUCCCCGAACAUUACGUGAGUGGUCGAUGGAAGCUGACUCGCUGGCUGACGAAAGGAGUUGUUGGGAUGGGAGGUGGGGGAUGUUGGGGGCAGGGGCAGUGAGUGAGAGAGAGAGAACCAUCUCAACCCUCCUUUCUCUCCUCAUUGCUUGAUGGGGAAGCUUACACUCGGCUUCGUCUGAUAUUCUGGUGGCAACACCCUCCUCUACUCCAACUUGAAACCGCCGUGGACAUUCAGGUGUGAGCGUGGCGCUGGUGUCCCUCCGUGCCCAGUCUACAACACCCACGCUCCUACACCUCCAUCUGUCUUCCUCAAACCCACCCCCAACCCCCUUUCGCACCCCUUGCCUUCUUCUUUCCGAAACCACAGUCCUUGCAGUCUCCGGAGGGACUUGGAACAGUUUGACUUCAUCGCACGGGAACCAAAGAAGCAGUUUGAUGCGUCACAUCUAACUGUACGAUCGUUACUCAUACGUCACGUAACGACCAGCUCCCCCUUUCACGUCAUACCAGAGCUUAGGAUUUAUUCUACCCCAGCUUUUAGCUGGGUAUUAUUUUUUAUCCUCGUGGGGUAGGCCAGAAUGUAGUGGAUCCUCGCUGAUUCGGAGGCGUGUCCGGCAACGGUUACUACCAACUGACAGGACAUCAGCGCUGACGUCACGUUGGUGUCCUCUCUUCGCUGCUCUCUUCAUCGUGAUCGUGAAGCAUAAUUCUUGAUAUGUAAAGAAGGAGAACUUACUUAGCCAGCAGCUUUAUCUUGCGAUGAAAAGUGUGAAAAGCAAAGUACAGAACAAUGACAAGCAGCCUGGUGAACAUUAGGUGUUCAGAAUGAACUGGUCUGGCCAUGGUUUGCUUUGUGCGUAGGUGUGUGUGGUUUAAAGGUUACCUUUAAGAACUAAUGACAACAGGGAAACGGUGAAGGCGAGACGAUGCUGCCACCUGUCUAAUGUAUCUUUAGAAGCAGCUGCAAGAGCCCGAAGUCUCCUCCCGACUCCGCCAGUCACUCGUCGAUACUCCUUGUGACCAUGUUGCCGACGACAGAAUCAGUAUUUAGCUUCAACAGUACAGACCCUAUGAUCAUCAUCAGAAGCUGGAAGGAUCUGUACCUGGUUGUCCUCCAUUACCUGCCCCUGGCUUUUGCUGUCGACCGUUACACGACGCCCGUGUGGUGUCUUGUUGGCUUCAUUGGCAACAUCAUCUCCGUUCGCAUCUGGAUCCGCAGACGAAUGAGAAAAUGCAACAGCUCCGCCGCAUACCUGGCAACAUUGGCCGUCUCAGACCUCCUGUUCUUAGUGUUGCUGGUGCCCUAUGAACUCCAGUAUCCGUGGAUGAUGGGGACCCUGGACCUGCAAGGCUGGUGCCAGGUGUGGAAUGUUCUGUACAUGACCACACAAUAUGUCUCUCUUCUCCUCGUAUGCGCCUUCACGGUUGAGAGAUUCCUGUCAGUGUGCAGACCCUUUGAUUGUCAGCGGUUUGCCAAAACCUCGCGGUCGGCAAAAAUCAUCGUCGGCAUCAUCUGUCUGUCUGUGGUGCUCUCCCUUCCCCAGGCGCUCUUCUGGUCAGUCAGCCCGGAGACGCGGGAGUGUCAGGUGAGGACGGACGAGCUGCAGCACCUGGAAAGCAUCUACGAGUUCUGGAACUGGACCUCGGAGAUCGUCAUGUUCGGCCUGAUGCCCAUCAUCGCUCUGGUCCUCAACAUCUGCGUGCUGCGCCAGAUCCGCACGGUAGGCCGCCUGUACAUCACCGAGGCCUCCAGCUCCCUGGCUCGCGACCACGUGCAUACCAGCGCGCGCUGCGUCACCACCACCGUCACGCUCAUGUGGAUCUCUUUCUACCUCAUCGUCACCAAGCUUCCGGUGACCAUCACGUUCUCCAUGCAGACCAGCAUCACCUUCGGCCAGGAGAUGACCCUGGAUGCCAUGGCUACGGACCCCACCUGGCAGCGCUACCUGACUUACUUCACGGCGAGGAAGAUUAUCGAGGAGAUCGGCAUCUCGCACCACGCCUGCAACAUCUUCAUCUACUGCGCCACCAGCAGGCAGUUCCGCCGCCACCUCAAGUCUCUCUGUUUCCAUUGCCUGUCGUGCACGGAGUACGAGUACCCGGGGUCUGGCCGGGUACCCGCCUCCAACCGAACUCACAAGCACCGUAUAUAGUGUGCGCAGUGUGUGUAGCUGUCUAUGUAGUCCCCCCUGUUCAUGACCAGACUUCAGACCACAAAAACCUGGAUACUAUCCACAGAGUGGUUCACUUUGUGACUUUAACAACAAGACAUCUUCAGUUUGCACUCUUGUAGAGAUGGCUUUGAUGAUAGUCGCAUGUGCAGAAUAACAUAUUUCAGAGUGAAACUUUUGCUGCGCUCUUCUAAACAAGUUUUGGUGAUAUUUGUAUGACAAUGACGCCAGACUCCUAAACAUUCGUAUUUGCUAAUUCUUUCAUUCUUAAUUCCAUUUACAAUUAUCCUUCUCCUGAAUUUAAUAGAGAGCUGAGUAAGGUAAACGAAAUACUGAAUGUGAUUGCGAAAAUGUAUGUCAUUUGAGUGAAAUAAUAUGACCACUAAACAUACAGAGCAAGACUAUAAAAAUGCGAGUUUUAUACUGACAAAGAAGUGAAAGUUUGUCAGUUUAUAGAAAUGCCUCUGUGUCAUGUUACAAACAUUUGCUGGCUGUCACUCACAUGUACAGCUCUCGUUAAACAUGAAUAAUGCACGUGAGGCACAACAGGGGAGCAUCUCCUGCACCAAGCAUAUGAGAAUAAAAAUGAUGUGUGUCGUACUUUGAUG